This is a messenger RNA of Eleginops maclovinus (Patagonian blennie), 1496 nucleotides long. It is a transcript of the gene ucn3l, whose product is annotated as urocortin 3, like. The coding region runs from base 173 to 631 and encodes 152 amino acids. Gene Ontology annotation, molecular function: hormone activity; corticotropin-releasing hormone receptor 2 binding. Gene Ontology annotation, biological process: hormone-mediated signaling pathway; adenylate cyclase-activating G protein-coupled receptor signaling pathway; digestion. The record is from RefSeq and is a predicted model, not a curated record. Gene Ontology annotation, cellular component: extracellular region. The transcript has 2 exons. Lineage: Eukaryota; Metazoa; Chordata; Actinopteri; Perciformes; Eleginopidae.
GCCGGUCAGACAGUGCGCACUGCUGACCUCCGCACACUAUCACUUCAUCAGGAUUUCUUAUCACGCUUCACUUCAGAGGAUAUCUGCCGGUUUGGCUUUUCCUUGCAGGGCUCGGUGUUGGGUGACCUCUUUAACUGCAUUCUUUCUUGUAGUACACGAGUGAGGACUCAGCAUGCUGUCCUCCUUGAAGACCCUGCUGCUGCUCUCGGUCCUGUGCACGCCGACUUCCAGCCUGUGCCUCCGCCUCUACCACACCCGCUCCAACCUCCUGUGCGACGACCAGAUGGCAGUCGGGGUCGGGAGGGACGAGGAAGAGCUCCCUUUGGGCGGAUGGGGGUCCCUCCUGCAGUCCGCAGAGUAUCUCUCCUCCUCCACCUCCACUUCUGCCGAGUCCAGUCGGGAAAAAAGGACUUCAAGUCCGCGGAACUACCGCUUCAUCAGCCGGACGAAGCUCAGGGAGCAGAUGCUCCGUAACAGCAUCAAGGGUGACCGGAGGAGCAGGCUGACCCUGUCUCUGGACGUCCCGACCAACAUCAUGAACGUCCUCUUUGACGUUGCCAAGAACAAACACCUGCGCGCAAAGGCGGCCGACAACGCGCGCAUGCUGGCUCAGAUUGGAAGGAGAAAGUGAACAUGUUGGACAAAUUCAGAUGUAUCAGCCAUGACCAGUGUUGGCCUCAAAUGUAAUGCAUUAUUCACUUUUAAAGUAAUGCUUUCGAUUUAUUUCUCAUUGGAAGAUUAGUGUAUUUCCCCCCAUAGUGCAAGUAAAAUAAGGAUUCUAAAAAUAUAUACAAAUUGUGUUACCCUUUAAUUGACUCUUAAAUUGAGAUUGAGUGUUAUUAAAAAAACAUGCCUUCAUAUGUGAGAAAGAUCCACGUGUUUAUUAUGGUCUGUCAUAUAUUUUGUAGCAGACAUAAUACAUUGGGGAGCAAUAAGGAAUUAAUUUUACUUGUAUCAAGAGAAUUGGUGUUUUAGGCAAGAGAACACGGGAUGGUUUCAAGUCUGAAAGGAAGACUUGAAGCCUAUCAGUUUGAGCUGCCGCAAAGCAGGACUGUGUAAUUAAAACAAACCCUGCGUUUUUCUUUGUCUGUAAACUUAUGUUUAAUACUGAGUUGCCCGGGAGUCAUCACAUUUUAAAACAUGGACUAAACAAGAAGAACAAAGCUGUUUUGAUGAUCAAUUCUGACAUCCUUAGCAAAAGAUGGUGUGUUCUGUAACUCUGUUGCAUAAUCAUAACAUUACAUUGUAUCGUACAAGGUUUUCCUCUCUCCCUUUGUUUGGUUUAUUCACGAGGUUUGCUGUUCUCAAGAUCACACCGGAGCCUACAAUGAAUCCAGAUUUGUGAAACAUCAUCAGUGGAAAAACACUGAAAUACUGUACAAACCAACUGCAAGAUCAUGAAAUACAGUCAAAUGCAAAUGCAUGAGAAUGUAUGGGUUCAUCAGAUGUCUGUUAUUUUUAUACGCAAAAUAAAGGAUUAUUUUUCCUCAAAUGAA